UACUUUUUUUUAUUCUAUUCAUUAUGUAUUCAGGCCGCCAUUGCACUUUGUUAACAGAGUUGAAAUGACCAAAUAAAAUCUUUUGGACGAAAAUUAAGGUGGCAGAAACUCUGCAUAUAUUAAUCAUUGUGCAGAAUUCCCAUACAGUAACGUAGACUCUAAUUAUUUCUUUUUAUUAUUUAUUUCUAUUUUGACACACUUUUUGUGUGUGUGACAAAAUAGUCCGAAUAUCAUUCAAGAUGGACGAACAACAAAGGCUUUCACAUCCCCCAGGCCAAGUCAACAUGUCCAAUGUGAUGGCUCCGCAAGGAUACGAUGGUGGAUAUGGCCAAAGUGAUCAUGGUGAGCAACGAAAGCAAGAAAUAGGAGAUGUGCUGCAACAGAUUAUGACAAUAACAGAUCAAAGUUUAGAUGAAGCUCAAGCACGCAAACACACUCUAAAUUGUCACAGAAUGAAACCUGCUUUGUUUAAUGUUUUGUGUGAAAUAAAAGAAAAAACAGUAUUAAGCAUUCGUAACACACAAGAAGAAGAACCUCCAGAUCCACAACUUAUGAGACUAGAUAAUAUGCUUAUAGCUGAAGGAGUAGCAGGACCUGAAAAGGGUGGUGGCUCCACAGCUGCAGCCAGUGCCACAGCAGCAGCAUCUGGGGGACAACCAGACAGUGCCAUAGAACAUUCAGAUUAUCGUGCUAAACUGGCCCAAAUAAGACAGAUUUACCACACAGAACUGGAGAAAUAUGAACAAGCAUGUAAUGAAUUUACGACUCAUGUUGUCAAUUUGCUGCGUGAACAAAGUCGAACCAGACCCAUUCAGCCAAAAGAGAUUGAAAGAAUGGUAGGAAUCAUCAGGAAAAAAUUUUCAGCAAUUGAAAUGCAAUUGAAACAAAGUACUUGUGAAGCAGUUAUGAUUUUAAGGUCUCGUUUCUUAGAUGCAAGACGAAAAAGGAGGAAUUUCACCAAGAAUGCUACAGAGAUACUCACAGAGUAUUUUUAUUCCCAUCUGAGUAACCCCUAUCCUAGUGAAGAGGUGAAGGAGGAGCUGGCCAGAAAAUGUGGGAUAUCUGUCUCUCAGGUGUCGAACUGGUUUGGAAACAAACGUAUUCGCUACAAGAAAAACAUUGGUAAAGCACAAGAAGAGGCCAAUCUAUAUGCAGCAAAAGCAGCCUCUGCAGCUUCUUCGCAAAUAGUAACAGACCCCUCUUCACCAACAGGUUCAAGUUACAGCCAUCCAUCUUCACAAUCUCAGAUGGCAAGCCAAGGAGGCAUGUACAUGAAUCUAAAUGGUGGAGACAAUUACCCAGGAGGAGAAAACUCAUGGGGACUAGAAGACUCAGAGUGAUAGCAUCAAAAGAGAGAGUGGAUGUAGACCAAAGCAUAAACCAAACAAAACAGGGCUCCAUGAUCAAUGAGCACAAGAUUGUAUUGGGGGACAUUUUUGUAUCAAUAUGUUUAUUUAAAUAUACCAAGAAUAUUCUUUACUUUAUAUCAUUUUUAUUUCAUUUGAUAUUCAUAGCAUUGAUCUAUGAAAUUUCAAAUGUUAGUUUUCAAAUGUUACAAACUCUGGUCAGUUUUUGUGGUUUUGUAAAUCAAUGUUUUAAUUUCAUGUCAGAAUUGUAAUAUAUUCAGUUUUGUGAAUGACUGGUCCUUGCUUUUCAUUUAUGUUGCUUUACUCUCUCAAUAUGUUAAUAGUUUUGGUUGAUUGGGUUAUGUAAAAUUAGGCUUGAUUUAUUCUCUACAAGAAACAUACUGACUAUACUAUUAAAUAGUCGUUUGUUUUAUUACUGAGUGCUUGCAGCUUGGUCAAGAUAUGUAUUAAAAAUGUUAAAUCGGAACAACUGAUAAAUGUUUUUAUGACGUAGUCAUCCAAAGAUGUUUUGUUCUAUCCCAGCAUUUGAUUUUGUUUUUGAUUGAAUCUCUAGUUCAAAGAACAAUGUUUAUGAAUAUGAUUAGAUCUUUUGUAAUAACCUUAUUGUACUCUCUAGUGUACAUGCUGACAGAAUGGCAGUAAAAUUUGAUCUGAACUGACA
Messenger RNA from Biomphalaria glabrata, 2028 nucleotides. RefSeq names its product pre-B-cell leukemia transcription factor 1-like. Gene Ontology annotation, cellular component: nucleus. Gene Ontology annotation, biological process: regulation of transcription by RNA polymerase II; neuron development; embryonic organ development. Bases 240 to 1340 code for a protein of 366 amino acids. The transcript has 9 exons. Gene Ontology annotation, molecular function: DNA-binding transcription factor activity, RNA polymerase II-specific; RNA polymerase II cis-regulatory region sequence-specific DNA binding. NCBI's taxonomy places the organism in Eukaryota, Metazoa, Mollusca, Gastropoda, Planorbidae. The record is from RefSeq and is a predicted model, not a curated record.